Messenger RNA from Python bivittatus (Burmese python), 1338 nucleotides. Lineage: Eukaryota; Metazoa; Chordata; Lepidosauria; Squamata; Pythonidae. The record is from RefSeq and is a predicted model, not a curated record.
GGUACAAAACGUGUGGGGGAAAAAUGCACUCCUUGGCAUGAAAAAAAACUCCAGCCUUGGCACCUUUUAUACCAAUGUGUUUAAUGCAGAAUGGAUGUGUCAUCGAUGCUUUUCUGUGGGUGGAUCGGACGGGGGGAACCACACGGCCUUGGAAAAGGUUGUGCUACAAAGCACAUCUGGAUGGAUCUGAAGCAUCUUCCUCUCUGCGCUGCAAAGGCUGCACUGCAAAGCACGUCUGGAUGCAUCUGAAACAUCUUUCUCUGUGCUUUAAAAUCUUAUGUUAUUGCUUUUUCUCCCCCCUCCUCCCGAGGGCCAGGUGCCUUCCGAAGCGACCACGGAGCUGCGUUUGCAACAGGCUCGGACCUUCAAGGAAGAAGGGAACCGCUAUUACAAAGAAGGCCGUUUCAGAGAUGCUGUGAGCCGUUACCACUGGGCCUUGCUGCAGAUUAGAGGCCUGGAUCCCAGCACGCCUUCUCCUCUGCAGGAAUUUGUCGCCGAGAAGCCCGCUAUGACGCCUGAACAGGAGAAACUCCUCUACAGCAUCCAGAGCGAUUGCUACAAUAACCUUGCCGCUUGCCUCCUUCAGAUGCAACCCGUGAAUUAUGACCGUGUCAAACACUACAGUCUCAAAGUUUUGGAAAGACAAGCAGACAACGCCAAGGCGCUUUACCGGGCCGGAGUUGCGUUUUACCACCUGGGGGAUUACGACAAAGCCCAACAUUACCUUUUGUCAGCAACCAGCAGACAGCCCAAAGACGCGAACGUCAAGCGCUACCUGCAACUGACCGAGUCACAGCUGAGUAGCUAUCUUCAGAAGGAGAAACAGUUAUACAUGGGAAUGUUUGGGUAGAGAAAUCAAGUCAUCGCAGGAAAUCCCCAGACGUUGCAGGCCGUGCGUUUCCGUUUGUCCGUGGACCACGCGGGCGAUCGAUUCCGGAGGGGUCAGAUAGGUAGUGCCUUGAAAAAUGCAAAGAACCCAGCUAGAAAAAAACAUCACCGGGAGAUUGUCUCCUAUCCGUUUCUGCCACCUCGGUGGAAAUCUAUCGUGGGCAGACGUUGCGCUUCCAACUUGGCUAAAACGGGAACGGUCCCUCGUUCCCACAUUUGUUCAUAAAGCAUUGUGAGAAAUUCACUUUUGUGGGUCUGAUUUCCUUCCGUUGGCGGACCAGGACACACGGCAGAGCUGAACGCCGAAAUCUGAAUUCCUUGUUCGUCGCCAGCUUUGGAGUCCUGUCUCGGAAGGGGAAGAGCAGAGACUGCUUUUUAAGGAACUGCCCGGGCUCGCUCGUUGCUUAACUAUUGAAUAAAACAGGUUUACAAAACAGGGAAAGCAAAUCA